Myodes glareolus (Bank vole) is the source of this 2703-nucleotide messenger RNA. The record is from RefSeq and is a predicted model, not a curated record. NCBI's taxonomy places the organism in Eukaryota, Metazoa, Chordata, Mammalia, Rodentia, Cricetidae.
GCUCAUUCAUUCAUAACUGCUUUUUCUGCCAGGUCGCUUUGCCAAGAGAUCUUGUUAUGGAUUCUGGUGAAGCUGGAAAGGAAGAAGACAAUUGCCAGCCUGAAAGGAUUCUCAGGGUUGGACAAAGCUGUGCCCUCCCUCCAUCCUCAGUGUCAGUUUAGAGCUGCCAUGCACGGUGGCGUUGUGGUUACCAUCCAAGAGACCAUUAGCGAUGAUGACGAUGAAGCCCUGUAUCAGAAGGUGUCUUCGGAGCAGAGCCAGAUUGAACAUCUUGGGGACUUGCUGUCCCACUGCCAGCAGUGUGGUUUGGCAGGAGACUUCUUCAUCUUUUGUUUGAAGGAGUUGUCUCAUCUGGUAGUGGAAAAUGAAGCAGCGUUCAAACCCACGCCCUCCUGUUAUACAAGCCUGCUGGAACUGGAGCAACACCAGGCUCUUCUUACAGAAGAGCAGGAGCGGAAGCUGCUGGUGCUGCAGUUGCUGGCUGUCCUGUGCGAGAGAAUGUCUGAGCAGAUAUUCACGCACGUAUCUCAGUUGAAGUCAAGUGAUUUUGCAGUCCUGAAGCAGCUGCUGCCUCUGUUGGAGAAGGUCUCUAAUACAUACCCCGACCCUGUCAUCCAAGAACUCGCUGUUGAUCUCCGAAUUACCAUCUCUACUCACGGAGCCUUUUCCACGGAGGCUGUCAGCAUGGCUGCCCAAAGUACUCUGAACAAAAAAGACCCGGAAAGGAAAAGAGAACAGCAACAUGACAUACUCGCAGAAGUAGCUCAGGACCACCCGGAACAAGAGCAGGACCCUCCCAAAACAGACCAGGAAUCUCAUGAGCCUGGCAUUGUGGCAAGUCAGCCACAUAGAAAUGUAACCUCAGAACAGUUCCAGGAGGUUCUCUUGUCAGCCUGUGAUCCCCAGAUUCCAACCCGGGCUGCUGCCCUGCGCACUCUUUCCUGCUGGGCAGAGCAGAGAGAAGCAAUAGCCCUCAAGGAUGAAAGGAAGCUUCUCCAGGUGAGUAGAACACACUGCCCUGACACGUGAUGACACGGUGCAGACAGCAGCCCAGGAACAGACAUUCAGUCCGGGGGGCUUUGUUUGUUGUUGUUUUGGGACAGGAUUUUACUGUGGAGCCCUGGUUGACCUUGAGCUCACAGAGAUGCACCAGUCUCUCUGCCUCCUGAGUGCUGGGAUUUAAGGUGCAUGUCACCAAGACCAGCCUAACUCAGGUAUCUCUUAAACACUGAUCAUGUGUCUAGCACCAUCCUGGAUUAUCCUCCAGGAAUUUGUAUUGUUGAGAGGUCAGAUUGAGGUAGGAAGGGUGUAGAAGACCACAUGGGAUUGUUCAAUGGAACGUGGAUAGAUGCCAGCAUUUUAUGUAUGAGCAGUGUGGUGGGUAGUCAGAGGAAAAUCUGGGAGAGGUUGAUUUUUAUAUGUCUUGAACAAACUGGCCAAGUGUGGGCAUGUAAAAGACAGGCAGUGGGCUAGCAUGAGCCAAUUCACAGAGAUGGGAGGAUACCCAUCCUAGGUAAGCCUCACCUUGAACUGGAUCUCUCUUUAGAGGGGCACUGGAUCUAACUGACUCUCCUCCACUCUUUUGCCUCCUUCACAGAAAAAAAAAAACUGUCUUGAUGUUCUAAACUAAUGUAGCAGAAUGCAUACUGCUUAGAUAGAACCUUUCCCUUUUAUGGAAGUCUUUGAGACUUGAAUGUGAGGUACAAUAAGAACAAGGGUCCUAGAAACUACUGCCUAGGACCCAAUCUCAAUUUCCUGGACAGCACCUUGAACCUUUCUGAGCCUUGUUAGUAAUGUCAGUGAUCUAGCUAUUUGUCUAGCCCUUGAACCGCAAAUUAUAAUUCUGAUGGAAAACAUCUACUUUAGUUAGUGUGAUCCUGGAAGUAUUGUAUGAUGUUGUCUGUUCUUUGUUGAACAAGUCAUGUGCCUUACUGACACUGUUUCUUAUUCUCACAACUUCGAUAUUGUGUUAUCCUCAUCUUACAGAUAAAAUGCAGACAUAUGCUAAGGAUUUUCUGUCAGGAAAAUGAUACUGAACUCAGAAAUCUUUGAGUAACUAUUAGCCCCCAAGGAUCCUAUGGAAUACUAGUUUAGAUAAUGCAUACUGGGGCUACCUAUGGAAUUUCCUUUACCUGCAUUUCAUCUCCAUCUGUUAUGUUCACUAAGUUUUGCCAAUUGUUUUUUGCGAAAAAGUUCAUAAAAUAUAUCUCUUAUUUGUGAUUUGUAUGUAUGUGUGUGUGUCUGUGUGUGGCAUGUAUGUGUAUGCAGGUAUGUGCAGGUGUGGGGGCCAGAUGUCAACUCUGGGUGUCCUCCUCUUCCACUCUACGUCUUACUUUUGAGAGUCUCUCGCUGGACCUGGAAGCUGCCUAACAAGCUUCUGUGAUGCUCUGUCUCCACCUAUCAGUGCUGCGCUUUGCAGGAGGGUGCUGAAGAGCUUUAGUCUUCACACUUGCUCCGCAGGCACUUUACCUACUGACUCAUCCCCAGCCCCUAGUCCUCUCCUGUUUUGUUUUUCUUUUUUCUUUUUUUGAGACAAAGCCUCAGGUAGUCCAGGCAAUUCUUGAACUUGGUACAUAGCCAAGGGUGAUCCUGAAGCCCAGAUCUUCUUGCCUCUCUCCAAAGGACUGGGAUUGCAAGAGUGUCCCAUCAUGCUAGACUUAAUUUUGAGUUUUUGAAACAGGGUCUCAUGUAGCCCAGACUGAC